This is a messenger RNA of Closterium sp. NIES-65, 1467 nucleotides long. The record is from the annotation of a GenBank genome assembly. NCBI's taxonomy places the organism in Eukaryota, Viridiplantae, Streptophyta, Zygnematophyceae, Desmidiales, Closteriaceae.
AUGUUGGCUUAUUAUAGAGAGCCCUUCCCUGCUUCAUUCACGGAGCUCUCUUCCUUGACGAGCCUUGAGCUGGAUUCCUGCGCGCGAGAAGUCCAGCUGCCGGAAGCCCUGGGGGAGCUGAAGAUUCGAGCCAGUUCAAUCCACGCGCUACCUGUAUCAGUCUUACAGCUCACUGGGCUUCAAACCUUGGAGAACAGCGAACUUUCUGAAGUACCCUCGAGGCUGGAUAUUCUCGUGGGGCUUAAGUCGCUGAAGAUAUCGGACUGUACCAGGCUCAGUAGACCUCCUGCCAGUCUGCCAAGCUCUCUUCAGACCCUCUAUUUGGGCGACUUUGCAAGAGGCUCUUCCCACGUCAUCGACAUCUCCCAGCUGCCGCAGCUGAGAGAGCUGGAACUGAGCGGCGUUAGGGUGCAGUGCGGGCCUGCAGAAAGCGGGAGGCUGCCGUGCCUAGAGCAGCUGGAGCGGCUGCGGCUGUUUGAAGGUUCGGAGUUGCCGACCCCCCUGCCCGUUCUCCCCCACCUGCGCCACUUGGUGACUAGGGUGGGUGAAGGUUGCAGACCCCCGGAAAACAUGGCGGCAGCGUUGCCGCAGUUGCGGGAGCUGAAGCUUUAUUGUUAUUCAGAGGAAUUGCCGGGAAUCGUACUGGAGCUCACCUCGCUGACGUCACUCACGCUUCAAGGGCUUUCGCUGGCAUCACUACCUCAAGGCAUGAGCUGCUUGUGUCGGCUGCGCAAACUGGAGCUGAUUAACUGCGACCCCUUGCAGGAGCUCCCUGAGUGUCUGUCCCAGCUGCAGCAGCUCAUACUUCGUGACACCUCCAUUCUCUCGCUUCCCGCGAAUCUCGUGCGACUUACUGAAGAGGGACCUCGGUCAAUGAAUGAGGAGGGAUCAGAGUCAAUGAGUGAGGAGGGAUCUGACGCAAUUAGUGAGGUGGGAUCUGAGGCAAGGAGUGAGGAGGGAUCGGAGGCAAGGAGUGAGGAGGGAUCGGAGGCAAGGAGUGAGGAGGGAUCUGAGUCAAGGAAUGCUGGAUGCUGGAUGGCGAAGGUGUCUUUGGAGAUGCUGGCAGGCACCUCGUUGUCUCCUCCACUGAUGCUCAUGGCCAUGGGGGGCCGGGGGUGGGGGGAAUCGGAGGGAGCCUGGAAGGGAGGUGGGCUUACGGGGCACGAGGAGGACAGAAAGAGCAGCAAGGGCUACUGCUUGGGUUCGCUCGUUGACUCUACCACUGAUGCUGACGACCGUGGCGGCGCUAGCGAACAACGGCAAUGGGGGCAACUUGAAAGCGUGCUGAGCGCCUUGGCACGCCUACAUGCAGCUACCAAUAUCCGAGCGUCCAAGGACACGGGGGGCUGCCCAUUGGACAUGUUCAUCGAGGGGGUAGAGAGGGGUGGCGGGGAGGGCGGCGCUCGUGGGCGGGCUGCUGCCGCUGCACAAGGCAGGGGAGCUGCGGGCGGCCGUGUCGGUCGUUAG